Molecule: messenger RNA, 1097 nt
Organism: Sipha flava (yellow sugarcane aphid)
Lineage: Eukaryota; Metazoa; Arthropoda; Insecta; Hemiptera; Aphididae
Exons: 2
Coding region: 155-1075 (306 amino acids)
Biological process (GO): regulation of transcription by RNA polymerase II
Cellular component (GO): nucleus; transcription regulator complex
Molecular function (GO): DNA binding
Source: RefSeq, a predicted model, not a curated record
UAAUUGCGCGCAACUAGAGCUGUCAGUCGCUUGAUGAAUAGUUGCCACUACAUCACUUGAAUUAUACUCGUGUUUAUUUCAUUAUAUUUUAUUAUUUCAUUGUAAUAGUAUUAUAAAAUAUAAUUAUUAUAUAGAUAACUAUAAUUAUAAAAUUAUGUCGAAAAAAGAGUGUGUGUUAACUAUAAACUUAAUUGAGGCUGUGGAAAAAUAUCCAUGUUUAUAUAAUGACAAAUUACCAGAAUACGCCAGAAAAGAUUUAACAGAAAAGGCAUGGUCAAAAGUUGCAGAAGUUAAAGAAACAGUUUCAUUGUGUAAAAAAAAAUGGAAAAAUUUAAGGACUGUAUUUGUCAGGAAUAUGAAAUCAGCACCUAUUGGAUCUUCUAGAAAAGUAAAGAAGCCUUAUUAUUUGAAUGAAUAUUUACAAUUUCUUUUGCUAUAUGUAAAACCCAAUACUGUUAUAACUAAUCCGGGAAAUCUUCCUUCUCCGACCUCAGAUAAUGAAAUUACAUUUGAAAAUAAUGAACAAAGCGAUACUGAAGUCCAAGAUGAAGGUAUUAUACAACAAGAAGAAUAUUUAACCGAUAAAAUUAUAAACAUUGAAAAACCAAACAAUGGAAAAGGUCGUCUUCCUCUUGUACAAGAACGUAACCAAGGAAAAGGUAACAAAAAGAAACGAAAAUUAGAUGUUAGCGAAGUAGACCAGUCCUUUAUUGAUUUCGUGAAUAUGAAGAAGGAAAAGUCCUGUGAAACUGAUCUAAGAAAGAUGUUUCUUCUUAGUUUGUUACCAGAUAUUAAGAACAUGACUGAUCAACAAAUGAGAAUGUUUAAAAAAAAAGUAUUGGAUUUGGUCGAUGACAUUUUAACUGAAAAUCCGACUCCUCAAUAUCAAUUACCAAUAACCAUGUUCAAUCCAUCUCGUCCUCCGACUACAUCUUCAACUUUCUCAAGUUCAUCAUUAUAUUCUUAUAACCACUCAAAUAGUUUCACGCCAAUCCAUUAUCCUGAAGAAUCACAUGUGGCAGCUAAAGUUAGCAACCAGAACGAAAAUGUUUGUCAAGAUUUUAUAAAUAUGUAAAAAUGUAUAUGUAAUAAAUUAC